AUGCAAGAUAUUGAAGAUGAACAAAUAUCUCCAAUUAUUCAAAUAUUUGAACGUCUUACAUUUGAACGGGGUCAUGAAGUUCAAGAUCAAGUAACAGCUAUAAUUGAACUAUUUUCAUUAUCAGAUGUAACAUUAGAUAUGUUAGACACAUUAAUUGAUUGUAUUAAAAUUAUUUUUGUUAAUCAACAUACAAAUAAAAAUAUACGAAUAUUAGAUUUUAUAAUAACAUUAACACAUGUAACACAUAUUAAUUAUACAAGUAAUAAAAAUUUAGCACUUGUUUUCGAUACUUUAAUUGAUAUUUUCAGUCAGGCAAUGAUUGCUUUUGAUAGUCAAAUUCGUUGUACAACAUUUCGUCUCUUAAAUAAACUUCAAACAUUUCUUGAUCUUUCUCGAUCACCUUAUAUACCAGGUCAAUUUGAACAAUAUCUAUUAGAAUUACUUCGAAAUGAAACAACAUUUCUUGUUCUUGAUGAAAUUAUACCAUUAGCUGCGAAAUUUCAACAUAAAAAUCAUCGAUUUAUUGAUGCUUUUCUUGAUAGAAUAAAUUCACCAAAAUGGACUACAUAUUUAGAUCGACGUCGUCAAAUCAUGUUAUUACUUGAAUAUUCUUCUUCUUCUCUUCAAUUUCUUUUGUCAACUAUUGAAAAUGAUAAUGAUUUAUCACAAUUAGCUUUCGAAAGUUUAUUAGCUGAUGAACGAGGUUUUACACUUGAUACCAUCGGUAGACAAGGUCGUUUAACAAUAUUUAAAAUAGCUAGUACAUCUCAUGAUUUAUCUCGUUUAAUUUUUACUCG
Molecule: messenger RNA, 797 nt
Organism: Adineta steineri
Lineage: Eukaryota; Metazoa; Rotifera; Eurotatoria; Adinetida; Adinetidae
Source: the annotation of a GenBank genome assembly